Myotis lucifugus (little brown bat) is the source of this 1181-nucleotide messenger RNA. RefSeq names its product fucosyltransferase 9 (gene FUT9). The transcript has 2 exons. The coding region runs from base 102 to 1181 and encodes 359 amino acids. Gene Ontology annotation, cellular component: membrane. The record is from RefSeq and is a predicted model, not a curated record. NCBI's taxonomy places the organism in Eukaryota, Metazoa, Chordata, Mammalia, Chiroptera, Vespertilionidae. Gene Ontology annotation, molecular function: alpha-(1->3)-fucosyltransferase activity.
ACAGAUUAAAAAUAUACUAAUUCAAGAACUUUAAAAUAUAGUGGAACAGCAUAACAACUGUCUAUGUGCUUCCCAUGAUAUGGUCUCUAUAUUAAAAAAUUAUGACAUCAACAUCCAAAGGAAUUCUCCGCCCAUUUUUAAUUGUCUGCUUUAUUCUGGGCUUCUUUAUGGCAUGUCUUCUCAUUUACAUCAAGCCCACCAACAGCUGGGUCUUCAGUCCAAUGGAGUCAACCAGCUCAGUGCUGAAAAUGAAAAAUUUCUUCACCACCAAAACUGAUUCUGUUAAUGAAACUACUAUUCUGAUUUGGGUGUGGCCGUUUGGGCAGACCUUUGACCUUACCUCCUGCCAAGCCAUGUUCAACAUCCAAGGAUGCCAUCUCACAACAGACCGUUCUCUCUACAACAAAUCUCACGCCGUUCUGAUCCAUCACCGAGACAUCAGCUGGGAUCUGACGAAUUUACCUCAGCAGGCCAGGCCACCCUUCCAGAAAUGGAUUUGGAUGAAUUUGGAAUCACCGACUCACACGCCCCAGAAGAAUGGCAUUGAGCACCUAUUCAAUCUCACUCUGACUUAUCGCCGCGACUCCGAUAUCCAAGUGCCUUAUGGCGUAUUGACGGUGAGCACAAACCCCUUCGUGUUUGAAGUGCCAAGCAAAGAGAAGUUGGUGUGCUGGGUUGUAAGUAACUGGAACCCUGAGCACGCCCGGGUCAAGUAUUACAACGAGCUAAGCAAAAGCAUUGAAAUCCAUACCUAUGGGCAAGCAUUUGGAGAGUAUGUGAAUAAUAAAAAUUUGAUUCCUACCAUAUCUACUUGUAAAUUUUACCUUUCCUUCGAAAACUCAAUCCACAAAGAUUACAUCACAGAAAAGCUCUACAAUGCUCUUCUGGCUGGCUCCGUACCUAUUGUCCUGGGGCCAUCUAGGGAAAACUAUGAAAAUUAUAUUCCAGCAGACUCAUUCAUUCAUGUGGAAGAUUAUAACUCUCCAAGUGAGCUAGCAAAGUAUCUGAAGGAAGUUGACAAAAACAAUAAGUUGUACCUUAGUUACUUUAACUGGAGGAAAGAUUUCACAGUAAAUCUUCCACGGUUUUGGGAAUCACAUGCAUGCUUGGCUUGUGAUCAUGUGAAAAGGCAUCAAGAAUAUAAGUCUGUUGGUAAUUUAGAGAAAUGGUUUUGGCAUUAG